CAUUGUUACAUAUGGUAGUAAACUAUAAUGCAGGUUCCACUACUACGGUUAGGCCAUACUUAUCGGGACCACUUGUUCUUCUACAUAAAUAGGCAUAGUAUUAGUGAGAAAUUAAUAAUGUAUGGCUGUCGGUACAGGAGAUUAUAUCUGGUAAAUUGUAACUUAAACCAGAAUCGGGCGAGUCAAGGAAUAUGACUUUCUGUCCUUAUACCAACUUAUGACAACGUUAGAGUAAAUGAAGUGACUGUGUGACUUCAUAUGAUUUUUUUUAAAGACUAGUUCCUAUAUCGCCGUCUCCCUUAUCUUUCCCCCAUCAAUUGUUCUCCCUCUCCAUCUGCUGAACUUUUAUUCCUCCCCGUCUCUCUCCUCCCCUCAGCGGACGGUCAGCCGUUAACAGCAGGCAACCGAUCACUCGCAGUCAGCCAUGUUGUUGGUGUGACACACUGAGCUGUCAGCAACAGGUUCUCUUGAGUUGUAACUCAACGCUGCUAAACUUGAACAUUUCUGGGACAGUUUUCUGCUCACCUCGGAUACAAAACUCUUCGGUGUGUCCGGGAAACCGUUCAGAAGUGGUGGAUGAUAACUGCAGGCCCCUCGAAAGCUCGGAAGUUGGUGUUUUUCUGGUCGUUGGUGGCACGCAAGCGAAACUGCUUAUCUAAGCAUGAGUAUGGCUGCGAGCAGUAGCUGAGGACGCCACCGGGAGUUCCCCUUCUCUUUUUCUGCCACCUGCAAAUAUGAAUGGUGGUGCAAAUAUAUGGGCGAUCACUCCAGAGGAGAGGGACAAGCAUGAUCAGAAGUUUGACACCCUCUCCCCAUCAAUGGGCUAUGUCUCAGGGGAGCAGGCAAGGAAGUUUUUCCUCCAAUCAGGGCUGCCUGCUUCAGUUUUGGCUGAGAUAUGGGCUUUGGCUGAUAUGAACAAAGAUGGGAAGAUGGACAGGUUGGAGUUUUCCAUUGCUAUGAAGCUCAUAAAGCUAAAACUCCAGGGUACAUCACUCCCAGUGUUAUUGCCGGUCAUCAUGAAGCAGCCGCCAGUGCCUGUUCCCAGCCUCAAUAACCCCAACCCACCCUAUGGUACCAUAUCUGUGCCUAACAUGUCCAUGAUGGGCGGGACGAACCUUCCCAUGAUGACUCCUAUCGCCAUAGCAACCUCUGGACUCUCACCUUUGACACCAAUGACAGGCCUCACCUCUUUGGUUCCCACAGCAACAGGCCUCAGUCCUCUAAUAGCCUCCAACCCCACCAGGCCCCUAAUGCCCACCGUGGGAAAUACCACCCUGCCAAACGGCACCAUGGGACUCCUCCAGCCACUUCCAGCCGGAGCUUUGGCCACUGGCCUACCUCUAUCUGCAUCCCCCUACUCCUCUCCGUUAGGACUUUCUUCUUCUUCUGCUGGUAUAAACAAGGCCUCAUCGCUGCUGGACCUGGGAUCUAGCAGCUCCACUUCCUCGUCCCCCUCUGUGAUGUCCCCGAUGGUCGCAGGUCCCAGUGACUGGGCCGUGCCACAUGCAUCCAGACUCAAAUACAGGCAGCAGUUCAACAGCUUGGAUAAAGGGAUGACUGGAUACCUCACUGGUCUGCAGGUGAGAGGUGCCAUGACGACCACGAUGCUGACUCAGACACAACUGGCCUCCAUCUGGACUUUGGCCGACGUGGAUAAGGACGGCAAGCUAAAAGCUGAGGAGUUUACUCUGGCAAUGCAUCUCGUGGACAUGGCGAAAAACGGACAACCACUGCCGCUUACACUGCCAACUGAGCUGGUACCACCCUCACAAAGGGUUGCAGUGAAUGGAUCCAGCUCUUCUCUCUACGCAGCUCUAACCGAUGACUUGGACAUAGAACCUCCACAGAAACCCAAGACCAACCUAACAUUUGAGGAUAAAUUCAAAGCCAAUCUGGAGCGAGGGAACGCAGAACUGGAGAAAAGACGACAGGUGCUGCUGGAGGCGGAGCGGAGGGAGCGGGAAAGGCGCGCUCAGAAGGUGAGAGAAGAGCAAGAGAAGAGGGAGAGGGAGGCGCGGGAGGCUGAGGAGAGGAGGAGGAAAGAGGAGGAGAGGAGGCUGGAGCGACAGAGGGAGUUGGAGAGGCAGAAAGAAGAAGAGCGACAGCGAGAAAUCGAGAGAAAAGAGGCUGCACAGCGGGAGCUGGAGCGCCAGAGGAAGGAAGAGUGGGAGAGGAGGCGGCGAGGAGAGCUCCAGAUAAAAAGGGAGCAGGAGCAGGAUGAUAUUAUUAAACUGAAAGCUAAGAAAAGGAGUCUGGAGAUGGAGUUGGAGGCUGUGGGUAACAAGCAUCGUCAGAUCUCAGACCGACUGCGUGACUUUCAGAACAAGAAGAAGCUUCAGAGGACCGAGCUGGAUCUGAUCAGUCAAAGGAAAGACACACGCCAGCAGGACAUUAACAACCUGCAGAAACAGUUAGAGGAGUUCCAGAGGAAGUUGUCCCAGUUGACUCCAGAACAGAGGAGACUAACUGAGAAACUCAAAAACAUGGCGCUGAAUAACCUGCCUGGGUCAACUAUGACCACCCUGAAGCUGGGUGUUACAGAGAAAAAAGGGACAUGUAUGAAACUGCAAGAGCAGCUGGAAACUUUGGAGAAAGAGACUGCUGCCAAACUGGCUGAGAUGGACCAGUAUAACAAAGAUAUGCAGGAACUGAGAGAGAGCCAGAAAAAGCAGCAAGCGGCACUGGAGAAACUACGGGGCAUCAAAGAGGACAAACGGCGUGAGCUGAUUCGAAGGAAGGAACAGGAAGAGGAGAGGAAAAGACAGGAGGAAAGGAGGCGAAAGGAGGAGGAGGAAGCUCAAAGGCGCAUUAAGAUGGAAAAGGAGCGUCAGUGGCAGGAGAAGUUGAAGAGGGAUGAAGAGGAGCGUCAGAGGAGGCUUCAGGAGGAGAAGCUUCAGCAGCAGCAGCAGGAGGAGGAGAGGAAGAAGCGCGAGGAGGAGAGGAAAAGGUCAGCAGCUCUCACAUCCUUCAAAGCGCUCUACCCAUUCACUGCACGAAACCACGAAGAGCUCAGUUUCAAUGCAGAUGACAUUAUUGAGGUUGAUGAGACGACAGAGAGGGAGGAAGGUUGGCUGUAUGGGAGCAGACAGGGGAAGAUGGGCUGGUUCCCAGAGAGCUACGUAGAGAGAGUGGCUCCGUCAGAUGCAGCUAAUAAUGCUGCUGCUCCUAAAGCGCUGCUCCAAUCACAGCUUUCCAACGUCCUUGAGGCUUCAAAGGCAUCGGGGACGAAGUCUGCCUUCACGCCGACACACUCUCCAAACCCCGCACCCUCUGAGACGCAGGGACAGGUGGUUGGUAACCUGCUUGCACAGGCCCUGUGCUCCUGGACAGCAAAGACAGACAACCAUUUGAACUUCAAUAAGGAUGAUGUGAUUCAGGUUCUGGAGCAGCAGGAGAACUGGUGGCUGGGAGAGCUGAACGGUGAACAGGGCUGGUUCCCAAAGACAUAUGUGACACUGCUGGGUGAAGAGGAGAGUUCAGACAUGAAGAGCUCCCCUCCUGAUGCUUCAGAGUCUAACGACAGCCAGCAGCUUGAAGAAUAUGUGGCGUUGUACACCUAUGAGUCUCCAGAGCCUGCUGAUCUGACGUUUAGUGAGGGAGAUAUAAUCUUGGUGAGCAAGAGAGAGGGAGAGUGGUGGAACGGAUCUAUUGGCGACCGUACAGGCGUGUUCCCCAGCAACUACGUCAAACCUAAAGAGACAGAUGCGUCAAGCACAUCUGGGAAGAAGAAGCCAGAGAUUGCCAAGGUGAUCAGGGCUCACUCCUCUACUGGGCCUGAGCAGCUGAGUCUGGAAAAUGGCCAGCUCAUCCUCAUCCUUGGAAAGAACGUGUCUGGCUGGUGGCUUGGAGAACUGCAGGCUCGUGGUAAAAAACGUCAGAAGGGCUGGUUCCCCGCCUCUCAUGUCAAAAUAUUGGGAUCCAACAGUGGCAAAUCCACACCAGCACCCCAACCAGUCUGUCAGGUUAUCGCCAUAUACGACUACACAGCCGCCAACGAGGACGAGAUGAGUUUCUCCAAAGGUCAGCUGAUCAAUGUCCUGGACAAGAACGAUCCUGAUUGGUGGAAAGGAGAGCUCAGCGGGACCACUGGCUUGUUCCCCACCAAUUACGUUAAGAUGACCACCGCGGAUUGUGACCCCAGCCAGCAGUGGUGUGCAGACCUGAACAGCCUGGAGACGCUGAGUCCCCAGGAGAAGAAGAGACAAGGUUACAUCCAUGAGCUGAUACAGACUGAGGAGAGAUAUGUGGACGACCUGCGAAUAGUGCAAGAUGUGUUCCAAAAGCCGAUGUCGGAGUCUGGCCGCCUGAAUGAAGCAGAGAUGAACAUGAUCUUUGUCAACUGGCGAGAGCUGGAGGCCUGCAACACUAAAUUUCUCAAGGAGCUUCGUAUUCGUAAGAAGAGUGGCGGGGAGAACAUGCCGGUGCAGAUGAUUGGAGAUGUCCUGGCGAGAGAGCUGUCUCACAUGCAGCCCUACAUCCGCUUUUGCUCCUGCCAGAUCAACGGAGCCACACUGCUCCAGACUCGCACCGACAACGAGCCGGACUUCAAGGAGUUCCUCAAGAAAAUUGCCACAGACUACAGGUGUAAAGGCAUGCCGCUGUCCAGCUUCCUGCUGAAACCCAUGCAGAGGAUCACGCGCUACCCACUGCACAUCAAAAAUAUCCUAGAGUGCACUGCAGAGGGCCACCCUGACCGAGGUCCUCUUAAAGAGGCUCUGGAGAGGGCGGAGGAGCUCUGUCAACAGGUGAAUGAAGGCGUGAGAGAGCAGGAGAACUCUGACCGACUGGACUGGAUUCAGAACCACGUACAGUGUGAUGGCGCUGCCGAGCACCUGGUUUUUAACUCUCUCACUAACUGUUUGGGCCCCAGGAAGCUGCUGCACAGUGGAAAGAUGUACAAAGUGAAGAGCAACAAGGAACUGUGGGCUUUCCUCUUCAGUGACUUCCUGCUUUUGACUCAUGCGUCUAAGCAGUUCACCUCGUCUGGACCUGAUAAACUGUUCAGUAACAAGAACAACGUGCAGCUCAAGAUGUACAAGCCGCCUGUGCUGCUAAAUGAAGUUCUGGUGAAGCUUCCAGAUCCUUCCAGUGACGAGCCUGUCUUCCACAUCUCACACAUAGAUAGAGUCUAUAUACUCCGGACAGACAACAUCAAUGAACGGACAGCAUGGGUGCAGAAGAUCAAGGCUGCAUCUGAAGAAUUUAUUGAGACAGAAAAGAAGAAAAGGGAAAAGGUCUACCAAGCGCGAUCUGUGAAGGCGAGUGGGAUCGGCAGACUCCUUGUCACCAUCUUGGAGGCCACUGAACUUAAGGCAGCCAAACCCAAUGGUAAAAGUAACCCCUACUGCGAGGUGACAAUGGGAGCUCAGAUCUUCACGUCCAGGACGCUCAACGACACUUUGAACCCCAAGUGGAACUUCAACUGUCAGUUUCACAUCAAAGACCUCUACCAGGACGUCCUCUGCAUCACCAUCUUUGAAAGGGACCAGUUUUCACCUGAUGACUUUCUGGGACGGACGGAGGUUCCCGUAGCAACCAUAAAGAAAGAGUUGGAGAACAAGGGGUCAGUGACUCGACGUCUUCUGCUGCACGAGGUUCCAACGGGGGAAGUGUGGGUCCGCCUCGACCUGCAGCUCUACAGCAAAUAGCCAUUUAGGAUGAACUGAACCGUGUCUUCUGUUGAGACAUCCAAAUAAGGAGCGCUAACCAAAUAAUACAAGCUGCUUUUUGUGACAUAAAUAAACUAGGAUAUAUUCCGUUCACAUGGCACCCACAUGCUUAAAAUGGGCUUCAAGAAGAUACCCAUAUCAAACAAGACACCCCUGAACUUUGUUUCACACCGCACGCCUUAAUAUUUUAACAAUAACCAGCACUAAUAAUACGUCUUAUGAUGUCAGCUGAAUCCUCCAGUGAGACGUAGGGUCUGUGUGACAUCAGCUACACCCACCAAUAGGAGUAAGAGCUAAGUUUCUUUCACAGAUGAUGAACUCAGAUGGAAAGGGAAGCAUGAUUUGUGCUGCAGUUUGCACUUGAGCAACAUAAACACUCUGGAGGAGUUAAAAGGAAGGACUACAGUCCGACUUCUUAAACAGUGGAGAUAUAGUGUGUCAUAAAGCUGAAUCUGGGUCCUCGGCUGUAAUAAUUUAUAACCUUCAGGGGAAGGUAGAACUGGACAAACUGGCUGUUUAGAAGCAAAUAGUUAUAAUACUACUAAUAAAGCAAUAAAACUAAGAAUAUAAAGGUUCUUUGAUCUCCUCUAAACUCAGUAAUAACAGUCAGUUAUUAAGCAUUCACUGACUUCAGUGCUUUAGACUCUGCCAAGUCUGCUCAGCCAUUUAACAAGUCAAAGUUGAUGUUUUAUCUUAGUUAUCAUGAAGAUAUGAAUGUUUUUUGUUUUGUUUUUUUUUUCCUGAGGACUGAUGGCUUUCAAGAGACUCUGCUGAUCUGCUGUGUUGCCUUCACUGAUCGUAAACUGUCUGGUCUGUACAGUGUCUUCUUCUCACAGUCACAUCAAGGGCAUCAUAAACAGUAGAUACAGAUGACGGGCAGCAGCAUGGACAACUUGGAUCAAGUGUUUUUGUCAGUCUGGAGUCAGUUUACUACUGUAGAUAGAAGAUCUCAGGAUAUGUCAUUCUGAGUUGAGUCUGUAAUAACACUGAACACUUUAUCUGCCGUUUGUGUGUGUGCGUGCGUGCGUGCGUGCGUGCGUGUGUGUGCGUGCGUGCGUGUGUGUGUGCGUUCAUGUCUUUGGAGUGUACCAGUGUAAAGAUCUUCAGCUGAGGGCUCUUGAGAUGCUGCAACUUUUGGAGUUAACUUGUAACUCUUGGCCUUAACGUAAAUCAUCUUUGAAGUCUUUUAAAAAUCACAAUUUCAGAAUCAUUUGAUUUAAUUGGGAGGAUGUUAAGAAAUCAGGAAGGUUUCCCACCAGAUUACUGGAAUAACUAGUGCUAGGUGAUUUCUUUUUCUUACUUUGUCUUCCUAAGAGUCAGUUGUUCUUUCUUUACUUUUCAGCAUCAUAAGGCUUUUAGGAGGUUGAUGUUUGAGGCGACACAGAUUGGCAGUUUUGUCACAAAUACCAAACUGUAUCUUCUCUUCUUUGUUACACUUCUACCCUGCCAGACAGAUUUUAGGUGUCUUUCUCCAGGCCCCACCUCACCGACGACAAUAUUGCCCAUCUCUGUUGCCUCAAAAAGUUUCCCUCUAGAAACAUUAUUUAUGUUGUAGCUUGACUUUUCUGUGUCAUUUGCCUUGUUUUUACUAUUCCAGUCUCUGGUCUAACUCUGAGCACCCGCUGGUGCUCUAGAUAUUAAUGAAAACGUGUUGUAUUUAUUUUUUAAUUUAUGCGUGUGUGACUAUCCAAAGGUUUGAAGCGGCUUUGCUGUGUCAUCUUGGAUAAUCAGCUGGUAUUCACUGGGUUUGUUUUGAACGUGGGUGAUGUCAAAUAUUAAAAAAUGUGUUCACAGACAGAUGUUGAUACUCUUUUGAAAGGCAAUAUAAUAUCUUAGAUGAUUCUCUUGAGUUUUACUGUAAGUAGGCUAGGUCACUAGUCAUUUUGUUAGGCCUGCUGCUUUGUCUCUUGUAUUCUUUUCAUUUGUCUCAUUCAAUCAACAAACAGUUUUUAAGUCUUGUAUUAACUUCAGUGUUGUUUAUUUCUAUUUGUGGACAAUGUGCAAAGAGACUGGACGAACUUCUAUCUAUCUGUGUGGGGGUUUGUUUGUUUUGUUUUAUUUUAUCUUUCAUUUUCUGCAGCUAUCUGCAUUGACUUCAGCUGUGCUAACUGAGUUUAGGGCCUCUCUAACCCAGACUGCCUGUUCACAGCUGAUCAGCCUGGAGUCUGUACCUGCUGUUUGUACUCACCUGGGCCUCUACAUGGCACUGAAUCAGGGUUUCUUACAUCAAAUUAAAGACAUUAAAAGUGA
Messenger RNA from Thunnus maccoyii (southern bluefin tuna), 7919 nucleotides. Its product is annotated as intersectin-2-like. The transcript is spliced from 41 exons. The coding region runs from base 735 to 5648 and encodes 1637 amino acids. Gene Ontology annotation, molecular function: guanyl-nucleotide exchange factor activity; calcium ion binding; protein binding. The record is from RefSeq and is a predicted model, not a curated record. NCBI's taxonomy places the organism in Eukaryota, Metazoa, Chordata, Actinopteri, Scombriformes, Scombridae. Gene Ontology annotation, biological process: intracellular signal transduction; positive regulation of Rho protein signal transduction.